Messenger RNA from Drosophila grimshawi, 3325 nucleotides. RefSeq lists its product as uncharacterized. The transcript has 3 exons. Gene Ontology annotation, molecular function: dynein heavy chain binding; dynein light chain binding. Lineage: Eukaryota; Metazoa; Arthropoda; Insecta; Diptera; Drosophilidae. The record is from RefSeq and is a predicted model, not a curated record. Bases 130 to 3282 code for a protein of 1050 amino acids. Gene Ontology annotation, cellular component: cytoplasmic dynein complex. Gene Ontology annotation, biological process: intraciliary transport.
UUGUCACAACGAAUUCGCAAUGAAUUGAAUUAACAAUUACAAUUGAUUAAACACACGUACUCGCCUAAUAACAUUUAAUUCAUUUCAAGCUAGAAACGAAACAGAUCGUAACAACGAAUAAGCAAAACAAUGUCAAAGAGCUCAACGCAUACGGCGAACAAAACAAACCCAAAAAAUGAAGCACAGCGCAGCAGGCCUAACAAGUCGCCUGCAACAGGUGUGGGUGCAACCACAACAACGCGGAGCAGCAAAAGCAAACUCAAACAACAGGAUAGCUUAGAAAGCGAAAAAAGUGUGCGACAAACCACAAAGAUUGCAAAACUAACCACAACCGCUAUUAAAAAGUCGUCGCCGCCACUGCACCCUAGCAAAAACAAGGAGCGUGAGCUUGCUCCGAGUAAAAAACCCAGAGCAACCCCAUCACCCACAAAGCAGGCAACGACGAGCACAUUGCGUGCCGCUAAACAACAACCACAACAACGUGCUGCAACGACGAAAGCCAAACCAAAUGCGGUGCUGGACACAUUUCAUAGUGUGACGGUGUCAUCGCCACCAUCAAAGCGCAGAGUGCAACCCAAACAAGCAGCAAGUGGUGCAGUGGAGGAGGUGGAGGCGGACAAGCAACAGCCACGUCCUCGCACUUAUUCACGCACUCUGCAGCCGGAGGAAGUCCUGGUGCUCAAACGAGAUUCGGCCAAGCAGCGCAGCGAAUUGGAAGUGCAACUAAGCAAACAGGUUAAACAGCCAGUUGCAUUCGAGGUGAACUUUGAGGCGGCUAAAAAGCAAUCGCAAGCGGCAGCAGCAGUAGCCGCUGCAGAAACGGAUAAUUACUCCGAUGAUUUUGAAUCAUAUGAAUCGGAUUUUGAGACAGAUGUGAGUACGCCCGAAGAAGAAGAUGAGGAAGAGGCAGACGAUCAGAUGGAGGAGGCAGAGGCAAAGGAAGAAGAUCAAGGGGAAGCAGUAGUGCCAGUGGCAGAGCUAGAGCCCAGCCGGACAGUUGAAGUUAGCGAGGAGGAGGAGGAAGAGGAUUCGGAGCCCACACAAAAUCCCAUUACAGUCAUACAGCGCGACAAGGAGCUGGAGCGCAAAUUGGAUUCCGGACACUAUGAUUUGAACACACGACGGCAACAGCGCUCCGCUGCUCAUCAGCCCUACGAUAGCUUCGAUACCACCAAUAGUAUAGCCAAUUCCGAGCAGCUAGACUCGGGCAUUAGCAGCUUUGGUGCGGCUGGUGCACAGGAGCAACUGCCCAAGUCCACAUCGGAUGUGCACUAUGGCGGCUAUGUUAGCUUUGUGGCUCAUCCGGUGAUCACACGUCGCGGCCGUGAGCUGAUGCGAAAGCUGCGCUUCGAUCAGCUGAACUAUCAGCUGUUUGAGAUGAAACCCCUCAGCUAUGAGGGUUAUAUGCAGAGCUACGGCAAGCUAAAUACGUGUCAGCUGGCCACCCAAACCUACGCCCAGCACAUGGAUAGCGAGUGUCAGACGAUGGAGCUGCAUCAGCGCACCAGCUGGACACAGCAUCCGCCUCAUUAUGGAAACCAGUUGGUGCUCAGCUGCAGUGGCGAUGCGACCAACGAAUUGGAUACAAUGUCGACUCAUUCGAGUGAUGCCCUUGAAUGCAGCUUAGCGCGCAUGGAGCAACUACAUCGGUUGGAGCAGCAGCGUGCAUUGGAGCAACAACGACAACGUCUGUCCAAACCAAGUGACUUGGAACGAUUGGGCGUAUUUCUGCACAGGGCAUCGCUGCUGCUCGGCAAGGUGCUUAAUGCCAAUUGUCCCAAACGCGUGCCGCUCCUGCCGACUGGACUCCUCGAUGCAUUGCGUGUGCGUCGCAUAUUUGGCAGCACCGGACAAUUGGUGGUGACCGUCCAUGAGUGUCCGCCGCAUUGCGAUGUCUAUCGAGACGAUUUUGCCAAUCUGCUGAUGGUGUGGUCCCUAACCGAUCCCAGCAAGCCGCUGCGCUUGCUCUCCACGUGGGCAGAAGUCUGUCGGGUCGCCUUCUGCAGCGAGGCGCCCGACAUUAUUGUAGCUGGUUUGCGCGAUGGCAGCCUGGCCAUGUGGGAUCUGCGCGAAACUUACAGCUACUGCUCCAAACUGGAUGGCACUCUGACUCACUUUGCGGCCACGCAGUCUGUGGUGCCCAACAUGGAUGCCCAGCAAUUGACGGCUUUGGAUAUGGGCGCCGUUGUUGAUGUGCGCAGCUUUCGACCAGCGCCCAAGUUGGCUGGCAUGGCAAUGGGCAGCAGUUUGGCUCUGACACACAAGGACAUUCAGUACGCAUCGCUCAACGAUUCGGGAUUGCUCACAAUUUGGACACUGGUGGAAAGUGGGCGUGGCUGUGGUGCAGGCACCAGCAACGAGUAUAGCUCGCCCUGGGCGCGUGUGAAGCUGCUCCAGGCGGCCAGCUGUGAUCUGCGUGGGUAUCUGGAACGUCGCUUGCUGAAGCGCAAUCAAAGUGCCUAUGACAAGACCAAGUCUAUGUUCCAGGGCAACGUCUACAGUGAUGAGCUGUUGCGUGAACUGAAUGAAACACAGACGCUGACGACGGCGUUAGCGGGACAAGGUCUCCAGGGGUUACGAUUCAGCAGCAUCGAUACGGGCAGUGAUCUCAUCUACGUGUGCAGCAAUCGCAAUUUUGUACUGUGCUGUACGAGAAGUUUGAAACCGGAACGAUUCACCCGGAUCGCUUUGCAUGAGAGUCGCUUUCUGUUUCCCACGGCCCUCUGCGUGCUCACCAAUGAGCACUUUGUGGCUGUGGGAUUGUCGAAUGGUUCUGUGAUGAUCCUCAACUGCAAUCAGCGGCAACGCCAACGUGUGCAGCGUCCCACCACUGCGAUGCCGCCGCAAAUCCUUCCGCAUGUGCCCGAAACGGGCAAAUCCUGUGCAAUACAAAAUAUUAUACUCAACGAGCGACGCUCCUUUGAGCAACAGGAUCUGGAGCUGGAUACGCGUCCGAAUACCGCCCUGGAAUUGCUGCAGCAACCACGUCGCUCCUACGAGCUGCGAGUAUUUGACCAACAGCUGCUCCUCAGCGGCAGCGUCUUGCGCCAGAAUCUUGUCCAAGCGCUCGUCCAGUCCACCGACGGCUGGCAUCUGUUCGCCCUCUCAAAUGGUUCGGUGCGAGCCUACGAUUUUCACUUGGAUCGUGAACUUCUAGACGUGGGUCUGGAGAAUGGGUCAACAGUCACAGACAUUGCUGCAUCGAGUAGCUCAACAAACAAUCAACAUUUGCUGCUCCUCGAGACGGGCGGAAAGGUGCAACUGCAUUCCCUCAACAUCUAGUUUGCUAAAACUUAAUGUUUAUUUUGUUAAAAAACAAUAUUGA